CGUACAAAAAAAAAAGCAAACGUCGAAAUAGAACUAAAGAAAAACCAAAGAUAGAAAAUUAUAUAUUGUUUUUUUUUCCAAUUAAAAGAAAGUGCUACAGAACUUGAUAUAAAAGUUAUCCGUUAAAUGUCUAGUAAAACAGAUUUAGGAUACCAGUCAACUGUCGAUACUGGAGAAACUGCAAAUCCUGAUCAAUCUUCCGAAUCGUUAAGUCAUUUAGAAACAGGCUCACCAAAAUCGCAUUUAGUAGAAGCCGGUAAUUCAGCAAUGAUAUCAAGUCCUGUUGACGGUGUGAAUUUCGUAGAACCACCAUCAUAUGAGCAAAAGGAGAAAAGAAAAGAUUCCUACAUCCACAGGAAAAUGUCUGCCUUUAGAGCAUCAUUGAUUGAAGGUGAGCUGAUGUACAGGGGAUGUAUUACUAAAAGGACCUGUACCGAUGUUCUCUGUUGCUUUGGUUUCGCCUUCUUUCUCAUUGGUUACUUUAUCGUGUCUAUUUAUGCAUUCAGCGCUGGUAACCCAUUGCUUCUUGUUCAUCCCAUUGACUCUAAAGGAAAUAUCUGUGGCGUAGGCAAGUACAAAGAUAAGCCAAAUCUUUUUAUGUUUGAUCUUUUGGAAUGUGCGAAGUACGGACCUGCGGUAUUUUACUUAGGCUGCCCAACGCCACAGGUUUGUAUUGCUGACUGCCCCGAUUACUACUAUGUAUAUCUGCAAGAUGUGGCCACACAGAACAAAACAAAACUUAUAUGUCAAGAUGGCGUUGAUGUCAAGUCGAAGAAAGUUGAGAACCUUGUUGCUAACAAAGACUGUGCGGCCUACACUGUUAAGACCAAGCCAGUUUUGAACAGAUGUCUACCCUCUCCCGUGACUUUCGAUGACAGUGGAAAAAUACUUGUAAAAAACAAUUCUACAAUUACGCUUGUGGGCUCCGACAAAACGACUAUUGACGGGAAAAUCUUAAACAACGCUUUCAAAUUGUACGAUAUUUACAUUGAAGUUCGCAAAUACAGAGUAGAACUAACGAAAGAUGUCGAAAAUUCGCAGACCUUUAUUUGUGUGUUUCUUAUACUGGCCAUGCUUUUGUCUUUCGCCUGGAUAGUUGCUAUGAGGUUUAUUGCUGUUUAUAUGGUCUGGCUAUCUAUAGCAGUCAUUUUAGCACUUUCUGGUAUAUUCACGUUCGUGUUUUGGAAGAAUUACUUUCAUUACAAGGGAAGUGACGAAGUGACUUACCUUCCUUGGAUCGACUCGGCUAAAGAGAUCAAGACAGAAAUUGUAUUCCUUUUAGGAGGUCUACUCUUCGGAGUUAUCUUGUGCGUACUAAAUGUUGCCGUGCUCUGCUUGUGCCGCACUAUUACACUGUCUGUCAGCAUGAUUGAAUGUGCCAGCAAGGUUGUUACCAAAAUGUGGUUGACCUUAUUGUGGCCUGUGGUACCAUUUCUGUUACACAUUGCUAACAUUGCCUACGCGGCCUCCGCUACGGCAUAUAUGGCGUCAGUGGAACGAAGAGACAAGAUGGACUUAAACUCGUCCAAUAUUGUUGUAGAUUUCAAAGAAUCUUUGGCAGAUAAAAUGAACUGUAAAGAUAUUGAUGUAUCAGAAGCAAAUAAAAUAGGUUGUGACCUGUCAUCCACAGCAGGCAAUUUGAAAGUGAUUAUGUUGUUUAUAUUCUUCAUGUAUUUAUGGCUGAAGAAUUUCGUGUGUGGCUUGAAUCAGUUGACACUGGCUGGAGUGUUCGCUUCCUAUUACUGGACACUAGACAAGACCACAUUACCCAAGUAUACACUUCUGAAGUCAUUUUACCGAUGCUUCAGAUACCACUGUGGGUCUUUAGCCUUUGGAUCAUUCCUUAUUACUUUUGUUCAGUUUAUUACGGCUCUGUUAAACUUAGUGAAGUCGAAUAUUGAGAACAGCACAAAUCAAUUAGCAAAGUUUCUAAUAAGAUGCUUGCUGUGUUGUUUUAAACUGCACGACAUGUUCUUACAAUUCAUCAACAAAAGAGCUUACAUAAUGAUGGCCAUCGAAGGUAAAAACUUCUGUUUAUCUGCAAAAAGAGCCUUAUCAAUAAUGUUAAAUAACUUUGUGAAGUCAUUGGUCUUAGCCAAAGUCACGGAUUUUCUGUUAAUCAUCAGCAAACUCAUCAUCACUUCCAUGAUAGGUGUAUUAGCGUACUUUUACAUCCAAAAGAAAAUUCCACUGACUAUUGUUACUGUUCCAGAAUUAAAUUUUUAUUUCAUACCUCUCUUUGUUAUCCUUAUUGGAACUUAUUCCAUCACCGGUGUUUUCUUUGAUGUCUACGGCACAGCAGUGGAUACUAUAUUCUUGUGUUUCUUGGAUGACAUUGAGAAGAAUGAUGGGUCCAAUGCGAGACCACACUUUAUGGACGAACACUUAGAAAGUAUCUUUAAAGGGAAGAGUUUUCAACGACGGCUCACAGUAAAUUAUGAGAAAACCGAAAACUUUAAAGACAGUGAUACACGCAAAAAAAGCCUUGCGUCGUCAGCUAGUGUGUGACAGACAAGAAAAACUUCAAAGCUUAUUUGACGUGUAUCCAGUAAUGUGUUGUGUGUUCGAGCCUGGCUCUCCUACCAUUAAGAAUAUUAAGAAAAGUUCUGAUAACAUUACCUUGACCUACAUCAUAACUUUGUUGCUAAUUUUUGUUUACGUAUUAGUUUUCUAAUCUAUGUCUUAUAUUUAGUUGUUAAGUAGUACGUCAACUCGUUAGAGACAAUACUAGAUGUUGGCCGCCAUUAAGUUUCAGUAUGUACUGUUCAAUCAUGUGGAGAUGAGGACACAAGUCUCGUGUUGUACUCACAGUCCUAAGCAUUUACUUGUGACUUCUUUACCCGUCCUCACCCCUUUGUAGGAAACUCUUUCUAAAGACAUUUCUCUAGAGCGAGCACCUAAACAAAUUAUUGACAAUAGUGAUGUUGGCUUUCUCUUGCUUCUUGUUCUAGAGUUAUCUAUGUUGGCUCAUUCGCACAGUUCAAAUUUUGAGGAUUGUGUUGCAAGUCUUCCUUGUCCUCUAUUCACCUUAAAAGAAAAACAAUUCUUAGUGCAUGCUAAUUGGUCUCUCUGACUUUCUCCUCUUUGUUAAGAUCUGUUGAGUCACCUGUCGACCGUCUUUCUUCAUUUCUCUCGGCAUUUUGACAGGAUGGAGUCUCGUCCAAGGACAGGCCCGUCCAUUGUCCUCCCAUCACUUCCUUUGUCUGCCCUCCUUCUUUUUCUCUGUUUCUGUUCCCUGCAGGAAAGUCUUCGUGAGCCCUGAGGAUUUCAUUUUAUGGCCGUACAGUCUUAACUUGGGUUUUUUUAACAGUGGUCAGAAAGUC
Biomphalaria glabrata is the source of this 3323-nucleotide messenger RNA. RefSeq names its product choline transporter-like protein 2. The transcript is spliced from 23 exons. Gene Ontology annotation, molecular function: transmembrane transporter activity. Gene Ontology annotation, cellular component: membrane. Gene Ontology annotation, biological process: transmembrane transport. The record is from RefSeq and is a predicted model, not a curated record. NCBI's taxonomy places the organism in Eukaryota, Metazoa, Mollusca, Gastropoda, Planorbidae. The coding region runs from base 127 to 2508 and encodes 793 amino acids.